This is a messenger RNA of Jaculus jaculus (lesser Egyptian jerboa), 1941 nucleotides long. RefSeq names its product zinc finger protein 558-like. NCBI's taxonomy places the organism in Eukaryota, Metazoa, Chordata, Mammalia, Rodentia, Dipodidae. Gene Ontology annotation, biological process: regulation of DNA-templated transcription. The record is from RefSeq and is a predicted model, not a curated record.
AUGGACAAGCUCAUCUCAGCCACCCUGGAAAAUGCCGCCCGAUGCCCGGGGGAGUCAGAGGAGACGUGCCCAAGCCGUGUGUUCAGGAUGGCAGCCAUCGUUCUCCCUCCCACUUGUGUUUUGUCAUCCCUGUACCCGGUGUAUCCUCAGAAAAGAUGUGCAGGCAAAGACGAGCUGGCCAGUGAAUUCCUGACAAGCUUGUUACAGGACCUGGUGACCUUUGAGGAUGUGGCUGUGAAGUUCUCGCAGGAGGAGUGGGCUUUGCUGGACCCUUUACAGACAACUCUGUACAGGAAGGUAAUGCUGGAAAACUGGAAGAACGUGGCCUCACUUGGACACCAUGUUGAUAAGCCGGGUCUACUAUCCCAGUUGGAGGAAGAAGAAAAAGCGAUGCCAAAGGAGAGACGGAUUCUUGCAGGCACCUGUCCAGAUUUGGAGACAGUACUGAAAACCAAACGGGUAACUUCUAAAGAACGGGAUAAAAGUGUAAAAACGGUAAGACUACAGGAAAGACGUCAUCGUGGAAUGAAAAUCGAUGAGCGCAGUCACUGUCCCAAAGUCUUCGGCACAAAAUCGAGCCUGACUCAGCACAAGAGAAUUCACACCGGAGAAAAACCGAGUCCUUCAGCCGCAGGUCGUGGGAGAACCCACGGCGGGGAGAAGCCAUGCUGCGGUCGCAGCGCGAAGGCCUCCAGCGACCCCGCGCGGCUGCCCGUGAGGGUCCACACGCGGCAGAAGCCGUGCGCGCCGCGUGGCCAGGGUCCCCCCCACGUCCUCCGCACCCGCUGUGUCCUCCAGAGCCGCGGCAGCGUCCACGCGGGGGAGAGUCGCCACCAAUGUCCUCAGUGCGGCAAGGCCUGCAGCACGAGGUCCGCCCUCACCGGCCUCCGCAGGGUCCACUGCGGGGAGAAGCCGCACGGGCCCGCCGAGCGCGGGAAGACCUCAGCAAGGGCUGGCGCCUCGGCCAGCACCUGCGCGCGCACACGGGAGAGACACCACACGCACGCGCAGAGUGCGGAAAGGACUCGCACCUCAGCCAGCACCUGCGCGCGCACACGGGAGAGACGCCGCACGCACGCGCAGAGCGCGGAAAGGACUCGCACCUCAGCCAGCACCUGCGCGCGCACACGGGAGAGACGCCGCACGCACGCGCAGAGCGCGGAAAGGACUCGCACCUCAGCCAGCAACUGCGCGCGCACACGGGAGAGACGCCGCACGCACGCGCAGAGCGCGGAAAGGACUCGCACCUCAGCCAGCACCUGCGCGCGCACACGGGAGACACGCCACAAUCCGAGCGCGGGAAAGGCCUCAGCAAGGACUCGCACCUCAGCCAGCGCCUGCGCGCGCACACGGGAGAGACGCCGCACGCACGCGCAGAGGUUCCUACCUGUAGCAACCGGCUGUUUCGCUCGUACCUCGGCCAGCACCUGCGCGCGCACGCAGGAGAGACGCCGCACGCAUGCGCCGAGCGCGGGAAAGACCUCAGCAAGGACUCGCGCCUCGGCCAGCACCUGCGCGCGCACACGGGAGACACGCCGCACGCACGCGCCGAGCGCGGGAAGGACUCGCGCCUCGGCCAGCACCUGCGCGCACACACGGGAGACACGCCACACGCAUGCGCCGAGCGCGGGAAGCCCACAGCAAGGGCUCUUACCUCAGCCAGCACCUGCGCGCGCACACGGGAGACACGCCGAGCGCGGGAAAGACCUCAGCAAGGGCUCGCACCACGGCCAGCACCUGCGCGCGCACGCGGGAGAGACGCCGCACGCAUGCGCCCGCCGAGCGCGGGAAAGCCCUCAGCCGCGGCUUCUCGCUGACCGCGCACAGGACAGCGCACACCGCGGAGAGGCCCUGCGCGCGCGCCGGGCCUGCGGGGAGGCCUUUAGUGACCUGUCAGCUGUCAGGAAGCGCGUGCGGACUCACAGCGGGGAAAGGCCGUAG